AUGUUAGAACGUUCUAUUCCAAAAGCAUUUGGGAAUAUGGUAGCUCUUGUUCAUCUUGACCUCUCUCACAACAACCUUCAAGGGGCGAUACCAGAUCUUACAAAAUUAUCCUUGUUGAGAGAGUUGCGUCUGUCCAACAAUCAGUUAAAUGAGAGUUUAGAUAAUGUUCUAGGAAAAUAUUCCAAGCUUCAGGCGCUGGAUGUGUCAUUCAAUUCUUUCAAAGGUGUCAUCACUGAAACACAUUUGUCGAAUUUUUCCAGCCCACGAAUGUUGGAAUUGUCUUUUAAUUCUGAUUUAUCUUUGAAGUUUAAUCCAGACUGGGUUCCACCAUUUUAUCUGGAUAUCAUAGGAUUGGGCUCUUGCAAAUUGGGAAAUUUGUUGACUGGUAUCAUCCCUCAAAGUAUUGGUGACAUGAAGAGAUUAGAGUCUUUGAACUUGUCAAGCAAUCACCUUUCAAGUGUAAUUCUCCCAAGUCUCGCUACUUUGAGAUUUUUAAGCUAUUUGAAUUUGUCAGAUAACAACUUGUCAGGUAAAAUCCCAACAAGUACCCAUCUCCAAAGUUUUGGUGCUUCUUCAUAUGCAAGUAACCGAUAUCUCUGUGGGUUGCCUCCUUUGAAAAGGUGUCUAGGAGAUGAAGCACCUCAAGGUCCUCAAAUUGGUAACACACAUAUAGAGGGCAAUAUUCAAGAACAUGCAAACUCUCACAAACAUCUAUGGUUUUAUUCAAGCAUUGCAAUGGGGUUCAUUGUUAGAUUUUGGAGAGUUUGUGGAUCGUUAGUGCUGAAGAGUUCUUGGAGGCAUGCCUAUUUCCAGUUUUUGGAAAGAAUGGGAGACAGGCUCUACGUUACAAUAGCUAUCAACAUGGCCAAAGUGUUGAGGAACUUCAAGACUCACUGCUAA
Alnus glutinosa is the source of this 900-nucleotide messenger RNA. RefSeq names its product receptor-like protein EIX2. Lineage: Eukaryota; Viridiplantae; Streptophyta; Magnoliopsida; Fagales; Betulaceae. The record is from RefSeq and is a predicted model, not a curated record. Gene Ontology annotation, molecular function: protein binding. Bases 1 to 900 code for a protein of 299 amino acids. The transcript is spliced from 2 exons.